CGGAAGAGUAAUUAUUAGCAUUUGCAGUAGGUAUAAAGAGUUGGAGCCGAAUAAAAAGAAGAAAGAAGAAGAAGAUGAUGAUGGAGAGGAAAUCACUUGGGUUUUUCUUGAUACUGCUCAUUUUCUUGGCUUCUCAAGAGAUGAUUAUGCCAAGUGAGGCAAGAGUUUGCGAGUCACAGAGCCACAAGUUCCAGGGACCAUGCGUUCGCGACAACAACUGUGGUCUGGUGUGCAAGAACGAAGGUUUCUCUGGUGGCAAAUGCCGUGGAUUCCGUCGCCGUUGUUUCUGCACCAAAAUUUGUUAAUUGGUGCUACCAGAGAUGAGGAUCAUUGCACGCCAUGCAGCAUAUGGGUUUUUAGUAGAUUGAAGUAAUGAAUAAUUGCCAUGCAUAUUUGUAGCUCUAGGGUUAAAGUACUUUAGCUUUGUGAGUUAUAUGUAAAUCAUGAUGCCUGCACAUGUUGUCAAUGCUGCAUGGAUCUUGAAGUGAUCAAUUAGUACUACUGUCAUCUAGUCAUGACUUUCUUGCUCGAUCCAUAGUGUUUGUAAUUUGUUUGAAUAAAAGUACCGAGUCUGAGUCAAGGUGUCUGUCAUCUAUUCGUGACUUAAUUUCUUGUUAAUUAAUGGUGUUUGCAAUUUUAUAUAUAUGUUAACUAAA
Juglans regia (Persian walnut) is the source of this 656-nucleotide messenger RNA. RefSeq names its product defensin-like protein 1. The transcript is spliced from 2 exons. The record is from RefSeq and is a predicted model, not a curated record. NCBI's taxonomy places the organism in Eukaryota, Viridiplantae, Streptophyta, Magnoliopsida, Fagales, Juglandaceae. The coding region runs from base 75 to 305 and encodes 76 amino acids. Gene Ontology annotation, biological process: defense response.